AAUGGAUACCAAAAGUGAACGUUGUUGUUCCAAGAUCAAGAACCACUCCUCCUCCUCCGUUGCCCGGACGUUGCAAACAAGACAAAACACGAGUCGAAAAGAUGAACCGAGAGCUGAAAGGGCUCUCGGGCUGCCACCGCGGCCGAUGAAAAGCCUCUCCUCCGCUGCCUUGGACGGGCGGCCGAGAAAGCGAGCUCUCCUCUGUGGGGUGAGUUACAAGAACUGGAAACAUAGGCUACUUGGGACAUUGAAUGAUGUUUGGAAUAUGCAAGAUUUGUUGAUCAAUCAUUUUGGAUAUUCCAAACAUAACAUUCGUACUCUCACAGAGUACGAAACAAACCCGGAGCGAGUACCAACAAAGAAGAACAUCCAAAGCGGACUAAAAUGGCUAGUUGAAGGUUGCAGGGGAGGCGAAAGCCUGGUGUUCUACUUCUCCGGCCAUGGAUUACGGCAGCCGGAUUUCGCGAUGGACGAGCUCGACGGCUUCGACGAGACGAUAUGCCCAGUGGACUUCAUGGAGGAAGGGAUGAUAAGCGACAACGAGAUCAACGCCACCAUUGUUUCCCCUCUGAAGGCCGGCGUGAACCUCCACAGCAUCGUCGACGCCUGCCACAGCGCCACAAUGCUCGAUCUCGCCUAUGUUUAUGACCGCAACAGGGAUGAGUGGGUGGACAACAGGCCGCCGUCGGGAGCGUGGAAGGCGACGAGUGGUGGAUUGGCGAUUUGUUUGAGUGCUUGUGGAGAUGAUGAAUUUGCUGCUGAUACUUCUAUAUUAUCAGGGAAGACGAUGAACGGAGCACUGACAUUCAUUCUUAUUGAUUUCGUGAAGAGAUUUGGAGAAAUAACGUAUGGACGCCUGCUUGAUUGCAUGCAAGAAGCUGUUCGAAGGGCCAACAAAAAAGGAUGUCUCCCAUGUGUUUUUUUCCGAAAAUUGUUCGAAUACAAACAAAUUCAGGAACCUCGACUCUCAUCAUCAGAGAUCUUUGACGUGCACAAGAAAAUAUUUACAUUAUAACUCUAGAUUUUUCCUACUAAAAAAUAAUUUGAAAUUGUUUAGAGAGGAAACUCUAACUCUCUCCUAUAGGGAAAUUUUCAUUUUAAACAAAUAUCUA
Molecule: messenger RNA, 1112 nt
Organism: Cucurbita moschata (crookneck pumpkin)
Lineage: Eukaryota; Viridiplantae; Streptophyta; Magnoliopsida; Cucurbitales; Cucurbitaceae
Product: metacaspase-1-like
Exons: 5
Coding region: 2-1015 (337 amino acids)
Biological process (GO): proteolysis
Molecular function (GO): cysteine-type endopeptidase activity
Source: RefSeq, a predicted model, not a curated record